Molecule: messenger RNA, 747 nt
Organism: Drosophila teissieri
Lineage: Eukaryota; Metazoa; Arthropoda; Insecta; Diptera; Drosophilidae
Product: abnormal spindle-like microcephaly-associated protein homolog
Exons: 1
Coding region: 133-549 (138 amino acids)
Molecular function (GO): calmodulin binding
Source: RefSeq, a predicted model, not a curated record
GCCAGUACAAUUUUAGAUCUCGAGCGAACGAGUUCGGCCGGAACAGAGAGCCAACAAUCGAUGAAAGCCGUAUUUGUUGGGUAGAAACGCGGACUCAGAUUGCCAACUUUUGUCGCAGUGCACCAGAGGAUCAUGUACAUUUACCCCAGCUCCCCGGAAUCAGCAUCGUCCUUGCAGUCCGAAGAGAGUGCGGCCAUCAAGAUUCAGGCCGGAUUUCGUGGCUACCGUGUGCGCAAAGAGAUCCACAAGUCCAGCAAGAAUCCCCAUCCCCGGCGGAAUCAGCGACAGCGUCCCAAGAACAACGCCCUCAUGGAAAACCAGGCCAAUUCGGGAAAUCCCCGUCCCAGCGGCGAGGAUCAGCGCACGGCUGCCGAGAAUGGAGGCAAAUCCGUGGAGGAUCGCAGUGCCACCAAGAUACAGGCGGGAUUUCGUGGAUUCCUCGUGCGAAAGAAGCAGAAAAUCGCCACCGAUGCGGCCGUUAAAAUUCAGGCUGGCUUCCGGGGAUUCAAAACACGCAAAGAGUUGAAACAAUGCGAGCCCAUUGUGUAAUGAUUUUGCGCGUUAUGCGCGUUGGGCGUUCCACAACUCUGAUUUCUACUGUACAUACAAAUAUGUGUAUUCAAAUCCUACCGCUUAGUUCAAUACGUGUCGUGUAAAUAGAUUAAUAUUAACUGAUAGCUUCCAGAAGAAUAAAAUACUCUUACUCAAGAAACCGCAAUCUUGAAAGACAACACUAUCCAUUAACGA